Volvox carteri f. nagariensis is the source of this 1257-nucleotide messenger RNA. RefSeq lists its product as uncharacterized. Gene Ontology annotation, cellular component: plasma membrane. Gene Ontology annotation, molecular function: neutral L-amino acid transmembrane transporter activity; glutamate:sodium symporter activity; L-glutamate transmembrane transporter activity. The annotation marks the transcript as partial. Lineage: Eukaryota; Viridiplantae; Chlorophyta; Chlorophyceae; Chlamydomonadales; Volvocaceae. The record is from RefSeq and is a predicted model, not a curated record. The transcript is spliced from 8 exons.
CUGCUGCUGGCGACCCUGGCAGGGGUGGCUGUAGGAGUAGUGCUGGGAACUGCUCUGUCCUUUGCCAAGCUGUCGCCGCUGUCGCUUGAAAUUAUCGGCCUUCCGGGCGACCUGCUGAUGCGCACGCUGAAGAUGCUUGUGCUGCCGCUCAUAACAGCUUCGGUUAUGGCAGGCGUGUGCGCUUUGCGGCAGUCCACGGCCGACAUGGGCAAGGUAGCUCGUUACACGCUGCUGUACUAUUUCGCCACAACCAUGGGCGCCGUGGUACUGGGCAUCGCCAUCGUCAAUAUCCUGGAUCCGGGCUCUGGGGACGCCGGCAGCUGCCACGCAGCCAACCAGGCGAAGGUGGCCAGCCACACGAGCGCUGCGGGACAGCACGGCAGUCCCGUGGAGGCGUUCCUGGGGGUCAUCAAGUCGGCCUUCCCGGACAAUGUGUUCCAGGCGGCGGCGAGCAUGAAUGUGCUCGGGAUCAUUACGGUGUCGCUGUUGAUGGGCGCAGCGCUGUCGGCCAUGGGUACCGAGGCGGCACCCAUGGUAGCCCUCAUCAACGUCUUUAACGACGCCAUCGGCAAGAUUGUCAACUGGGUCAUUUGGACGUCCCCCAUUGGCAUCGCUUCGCUCAUCACCACGUCCAUCUGCAGGGCCUGCAACCUGGCAGCUACUCUGGUGGCCCUGGGCCUCUUCAUCCUGGCUGUGCUGCUGGGGCUGCUGCUGUGGGGCUUCAUUGUGCUGCCCAUCAUAUACUACGUAACCACGCGGCGCAACCCUGGACAGGUGUACAGGGGCUUCUCCCAGGCCAUGGUCACCGCCUUCGGAACGGACUCAUCCAACGCCACGCUGCCCAUCACAAUGCGUUCCGCCGUCGCCAUGGGCUGUGACCCACGGGUCGUCCAGUUUUUCUUGCCGCUGGGCACCACCGUCAACAUGAAUGGCACAGCGCUGUACGAGGCUGUCACAGUCAUUUUCAUCGCACAGGCCCACGGAGUGGUCCUGGGCGCGGCCGGGACCGUGAUCGUCGCACUGACGGCCACGCUGGCAGCUGUGGGCGCGGCGGGCAUCCCAUCCGCGGGCCUGGUCACGAUGCUCAUGGUGCUGCAGGCGAGCAGGGAUAUCGCCAUCAUCCUGGCUGUGGACUGGUUUCUCGACCGCUGCCGGACCGUGGUCAACGUGCUGGGCGACUCAUUCGGAACGGUACGUGUAGGGCAGUUAGGGGUGGAAACAUACGGUUCUGCGGUUUACGGUUUACGGUUACAGUAA